This is a messenger RNA of Cricetulus griseus (Chinese hamster), 1362 nucleotides long. NCBI's taxonomy places the organism in Eukaryota, Metazoa, Chordata, Mammalia, Rodentia, Cricetidae. The record is from RefSeq and is a predicted model, not a curated record.
AUGGUGGUGCUUCUCUCUUGGCUGUCCAUUAUUCUGUGGCUAGAAAAUGCUCAAGCUCAACUUGAAGAUGAAGGCAAUUUCUACUCUGAAAAUGUCAGUCGGAUUCUUGACAACUUGCUGGAAGGCUAUGACAAUCGUCUACGACCAGGAUUUGGAGGUGCUGUCACAGAAGUCAAAACAGACAUCUAUGUGACCAGCUUUGGACCUGUGUCAGAUGUGGAGAUGGAGUACACAAUGGAUGUUUUCUUCCGCCAGACUUGGACUGAUGAGAGGCUAAAGUUUAGGGGUCCUGCUGAGAUUUUGAGCUUAAAUAACUUGAUGGUCAGUAAGAUCUGGACCCCUGACACUUUUUUCAGAAAUGGGAAGAAGUCAAUUGCUCACAACAUGACCACCCCUAACAAGCUCUUCCGCUUAAUGCAGAAUGGAACAAUCCUGUACACCAUGAGGCUUACCAUCAAUGCUGAUUGCCCCAUGAGGCUGGUUAACUUCCCCAUGGACGGACAUGCUUGUCCACUCAAGUUUGGGAGCUAUGCUUACCCUAAAAGUGAAAUCAUAUACACAUGGAAAAAAGGACCGCUUUACUCAGUAGAAGUCCCAGAGGAAUCUUCCAGCCUCCUCCAGUAUGAUUUGAUUGGGCAAACAGUCUCUAGUGAGACAAUUAAAUCUAACACAGGUGAAUAUGUAAUAAUGACAGUCUAUUUCCACUUACAAAGGAAGAUGGGCUACUUCAUGAUCCAGAUAUACACUCCAUGCAUCAUGACAGUCAUUCUUUCUCAGGUGUCUUUCUGGAUUAAUAAGGAGUCAGUCCCAGCAAGAACUGUCUUUGGAAUCACAACUGUUUUAACUAUGACCACCUUAAGCAUUAGUGCCCGGCACUCCCUGCCCAAAGUGUCCUAUGCAACCGCCAUGGAUUGGUUCAUAGCUGUGUGCUUUGCUUUUGUCUUUUCUGCUCUCAUUGAGUUCGCAGCUGUCAACUACUUCACCAAUCUCCAGUCACAGAGGGCUGAAAGGAAGGCACAGACUACAGCCCCUCCUCCUGUGGCAAUAUCAAAAGCCACUGAACCACGGGAAGCUGAGAUUAUUGUGCAUUCUGAAUCCAAAUACCACCUGAAGAAGAGGAUCAGCUCCCUGACUUUGCCGAUAGUUCCAUCUUCUGAGGCCAGCAAAGUUCUCAGUAGAAUGCCCAUCUUACAUACAACGCCUGUCACUCCCCCACCACUCUUACCAGCUGUUGGCGGCACCAGUAAAAUAGAUCAGUAUUCUCGAAUUCUCUUCCCAGUAGCAUUUGCAGGGUUCAACCUUGUGUACUGGAUAGUUUACCUUUCCAAAGACACAAUGGAAGUGAGCAGUACUGUUGAAUAG